Molecule: messenger RNA, 2042 nt
Organism: Rosa rugosa (rugosa rose)
Lineage: Eukaryota; Viridiplantae; Streptophyta; Magnoliopsida; Rosales; Rosaceae
Exons: 12
Coding region: 78-1859 (593 amino acids)
Molecular function (GO): catalytic activity
Source: RefSeq, a predicted model, not a curated record
AAUGGGCAGCAGAUGACAACGAGAGACUGUGCCAGAGAUUUCUCAGAGAACGUUGACGAAGCCCUUAACCACUAACCAUGCUCAAACACAAGCGUCUUCUUCUUCCCUCAGUGAAGUGGACCCUCACUGGUAUCACUUAUUUCAUAAUCCCGGCAAUGAUCUGUUGCCCAGUUGUUACUUCAGAAGUUAAAAAUGUGUGCUGGGCUAGAGUUGGUCAAUUCUCACCUCUUAAAUGUGCAUUUGAGUUGUUUGACUCCACCUUCUUCAAUGAUACAGAGAUGCUGGAAAUUGUGAAGGGUGACAAGGAGUUCAACACCCCUAUAAUCAGAGCUAACAGAAAGUUAGUUGCUUCAGUGAAUGGAGGGCUGAGUGACCCGUCUUAUUUGGUGUUUAAUUCUUGGUGGGGGAAAGAACAAGCACAAAAUGUGACUAGAAGAUUCAGUUUUCCUUCUCUUUCCAGCAUACAGAAACCGAGAAGCGAAGAAGACCUUGCCUUCCUGAGUAUUCUUGAAUUAGGACAACUCAUUAAGACAAAGCAAAUUACAUCCAAGGAGCUUACUACAAUUUUUCUGAAAAGACUUAAAAGGUAUAAUCAAGUUCUUGAGGCAGUGGUGACUUAUACUGAAGAAUUAGCAUACGAGCAAGCAAAAGAGGCUGAUGAUCUGCUUGCACAAGGAGUGUAUUUGGGUCCUCUCCAUGGGAUUCCCUAUGGUUUGAAGGAUAUAAUUGCAGUACCCCACUACAGAACAACUUGGGGUUCCAGAAGUUUCAAACAUCAAGUUCUUAACAUUGAAGCUUGGGUUUACAAGAGGUUGAAGUCUGCUGGGGCAGUUCUUGUAGCGAAGCUUGUUUCGGGAUCAUUGGCAUACGAUGACAUCUGGUUUGGCGGUAGAACAAGGAAUCCAUGGAAUAUUGAGGAGUUCUCUACUGGUUCAUCAGCUGGACCUGCUGCCUCCACCUCAGCAGGUAUGGUGCCAUUUGCAAUUGGAUCAGAAACAGCUGGCUCUGUGACCUACCCUGCCGCGCGCUGUGGAGUGACAGCAUUGCGCCCAACAUUCGGCACUACUGGCCGAACUGGAGUAAUGAGCAUAUCAGAAAGCUUGGAUAAGCUCGGUCCUUUCUGUAGAAGUGCCACAGAUUGUGCAAUUAUUCUGGAUGCUAUUAGAGGAAAGGACCCGGAUGAUCUUUCAUCAAGAGACAUUCCCUUUGAUGAUCCAUUUUCAGUUGACAUCACAAAACUCACUGUUGGAUAUCUAGAAGAUGCCGAGAUGGAUGUUGUUCAUGUUCUAGCCGCGAAAGGUGUAAAAAUGAUUCCUUUUAAACUAAAUUACACGGUUGAUUCUGUUCAAGGCAUUCUGAACUUUACCAUGGACGUCGAUAUGUUGGCUCACUUUGACGAGUGGCAGCGAUCGGGGCAGGAUGAGGAUUAUGAAGCUCAAGAACAGUGGCCUACUGAACUGCGUCGUGCACGAGUAAUUCCAGCAGUAGACUAUGUGCAGGCACAAAGAGCGAGGGGAAAGUUAAUCCGGGAAGUGAGAGAUAGCUUCACUGUUGAUGCAUUCAUCGGCAAUGCAACUGAUUGGGAGAGAGUUUGCCUUGGAAACCUUGUUGGCAUCCCUGUGAUUGUUGUUCCCACAGGUUUUAAGAACAUAUCACAGCCACAUCCAGGCAACAGUAGGAGAAGAACUACUAUCACCACUGGAAUUUAUGCUCCUCCUGAGAAAGACCACAUUGCUCUAGCUUUAGCUAUGGCUUUCCAAUCAGUCACCGAUCACCAUAAGCAGCGCCCUCCUAUCGAUGAUCUGGGACCGGACGAUGUAAUCCCAUAUCCAUCUUCAGUUUCUCCAGUUCGAAAUUAACCCGGAAAAUGUAGUGAAUAGUUUGAUAUAUUAUGUUGACAAAUUAUUUCUUUAUAUUACAAACCAUAUGUAUACUUGAAUACAAACCCGGACAACAAAGCAGUAACACUACUUUGAUGUAUAAUGUGAACAAUGUGACACUAAAAUAUGUGAAUAUCAGUACAAAUUCUGAUUUGUAUUUAA